AUGCCGAUGAAUUGGACUCCAGAGGCCAACGCCAAGCUCUUCCUCGGUGUCUUGGAUCAGCUGAAAGAAAAGAACGUCAAGCUGGACAACGAGAGGCUUGCUGCCUACAUGGGACCUGAAUGCAACAAGAAAUCUGUUGAAAACCAAUUCACCAAGCUCAGGAAGAUGGUUGGCUCGGAUUCAAACAAUAAAUCUGCGCCUGGAACUCCUGCGACUCCUGCAGGUACCCCCAAGAAACGCCGUGCACCCGACAGCGCCAAGUCGACCCCUUCUAAGAAGAAGAAGAAGGAUACCAAGGAUGAGGAGGAGGACAGUUCGAGUGAGGAGGAACGUAAUGUCAAGGAGGUGAGAGAUGAAAUCAAGAAUUUGUAA
Aspergillus versicolor CBS 583.65 is the source of this 372-nucleotide messenger RNA. RefSeq lists its product as uncharacterized. The record is from RefSeq and is a predicted model, not a curated record. The transcript is spliced from 3 exons. Bases 1 to 372 code for a protein of 123 amino acids. NCBI's taxonomy places the organism in Eukaryota, Fungi, Ascomycota, Eurotiomycetes, Eurotiales, Aspergillaceae.